Molecule: messenger RNA, 1849 nt
Organism: Polyodon spathula (Mississippi paddlefish)
Lineage: Eukaryota; Metazoa; Chordata; Actinopteri; Acipenseriformes; Polyodontidae
Product: heparan sulfate glucosamine 3-O-sulfotransferase 3A1-like
Exons: 2
Coding region: 218-1462 (414 amino acids)
Molecular function (GO): [heparan sulfate]-glucosamine 3-sulfotransferase activity
Source: RefSeq, a predicted model, not a curated record
CAUAGUGUUUGCAAUAUUUUCAUUGCUACUGCUACCCGAAAUAUUACCACAAAACGAUCCAGACACAACUUGGCACACGGUGCGCUCAGUACCUACCCAGCAGCAGCAGCAAAUGCUAAAUAUCGUUUGCUGUCAUUAUUUUUCUUGAUGGCAAGUAGACACGACAAUGUCUCCCUAGCAUGGCAUUGCCCUCUGCUGAGACGACCCGCCGACUGUUAUGGCAUUUAGUUCAGUCUUUUUGGACCCUCUGUCCCGGAGCAUCUUCAAGAAAUUUGUGGUCAUGCUGUGCUCCUUGCUUAUUUCGCUGUACUUUCUCUACUGCCUCACAGACCGCAGCAUUAUGUCUAGCCCCGUCAAGGCUACGGCGGAGGACUUUGGGUACCUGGAUUCAGACUUCAAACAGUGGCAGUCGGUUCAGAGAAAAAUACUUCUGCAAAAAAUAAUCAGCCAGCCGGAGCAAGGUAUGGCAGGACGCAAUUCCUAUUUUAACAGCGGUUUUACUAGAACUAAUAAUAUCAACGGAUUCCCCGCUGAUAGAAAAGAAGAGGUCCACCAACAUUACUUCAGACCUGCCCCGCGUAUGCCCUCUUCAACGAACUUUGACGCUUUGGCUGGGACGCCGAUUCUGCCUGGAGAUACGGGGCGCAACUCCGGCAUCAGUAAGAUCAGUCUUCUGGGUGAAGGGACCAGAAAGCUUCCCCAGGCGCUCAUCAUCGGGGUGAAGAAAGGAGGCACUCGGGCUCUGCUCGAGUUUAUCCGGGUGCACCCUGACAUCAGAGCCGUGGGAGCAGAGCCGCACUUCUUCGAUAGAAACUACGGCAACGGCCUCGACUGGUAUAGAGACCUGAUGCCCAAAACCCUGGAGGGUCAGAUCACCAUGGAGAAGACCCCCAGCUACUUUGUGACCAGGGAGGCCCCAGCCCGGAUCAGUGCAAUGUCCCGGGACACCAAGCUGAUCGUGGUGGUUCGGGACCCUGUCACCAGAGCAAUCUCCGACUACACACAGACUUUAUCCAAAAAGACCGACAUUCCCACCUUCGAGAGCCUGACCUUCAAAAACAGGACUACGGGGCUCAUUGACACUUCCUGGAGCGCCAUCCAGAUCGGUAUCUACGCCAAGCACCUGGAGAACUGGCUCCAGUACUUCCCCAUGAGCCAGAUCCUCUUUGUGAGUGGGGAGCGGCUGAUCAGCGACCCGGCCGGAGAGCUGGGAAGGGUCCAGGACUUCCUGGGCCUCAAGAGGAUCAUCACAGACAAACACUUCUACUUUAACCAGACCAAGGGCUUCCCGUGCUUGAAGAAGGCGGAGGGCAGCAGCAAGCCCCACUGCCUGGGCAAAACGAAAGGCAGGACCCACCCCAACGUAAACCCAGAGGUGGUGCAGAGGCUCAGAGACUUCUACAGGCCUUUUAACAUGAAGUUCUACCAGAUGACUGGUCACUUGUUUGGGUGGGAUGACUAAACAGAUGAUUUAAACACCAACAUAGACAAUUAGGAUGUAUGUGAUGUAAUGGAGCACUUGUUGAUGGUGUCAAUGCUGGGGUUACAGUAUUUAGUUCCCUUGGGAUUUGUUGGUUUCUACCAAUUGGCUUCCCCUAGCUGAGCCAGGAAUAUUAUGUUCUCAGGCAAUAAAUAACAAAAUAACUGAAUAGACCUCGAAACUACUACAGACCAUAAUAUGAAGUAUUAUCCUCAAAACGUAUAUGAACAUAUUGCACUUACUGAUAUGCAAAUUCUGUACAGCCCUCAAUAGUGUUUAUUAUUUAGACUUUACAAGUGAAACUGGCAGAAACACUGGCCUUCAAAUUAUUCAUGUGCUGAGCAAAGAUAAUGCAGUAAUACCAUUAAU